Molecule: messenger RNA, 1741 nt
Organism: Microplitis mediator
Lineage: Eukaryota; Metazoa; Arthropoda; Insecta; Hymenoptera; Braconidae
Product: odorant receptor 94a-like
Exons: 4
Coding region: 29-1219 (396 amino acids)
Biological process (GO): detection of chemical stimulus involved in sensory perception of smell; sensory perception of smell
Cellular component (GO): plasma membrane
Molecular function (GO): odorant binding; olfactory receptor activity
Source: RefSeq, a predicted model, not a curated record
CUGAGGAACACUUACCAUAACAAAUUAAAUGGCCAUUUUAGAAAGAAACAUUUUUUUUUUAACUUUGGUCGGGCUGUGGAAACCUGAGCAUUGGAAAGGAUUUAAAGCUGCUCUGUAUUACUUUUACAUUUGCUUGUUGACAAUUGUUAAUCACUCAUUUCUUCUUUCUGGUGUUUUGGAUUUUGGGUUACGAAAUAUCGACGUUGUUGUGAUCUUUGAUAAUCUAUCAUUGUUGAGUUGUUUAAUCACAGUUCGUUAUAAAAUAAUCACAGUACUUUAUUAUCGUAAAUCGAUUGAAGAAUUUGUAAAUCGUUUUGAACGAGAUCCAUUUAGAGCAAAAGACGAUGAAGAAGAGAAGAUUUAUAUUAAAUUUGAUAACUUUACAAAAACGGUUUCAAUAUUGUAUACGGGGCUAUGCACUGUAGGGGCAUCGUGGUACUCAUUAGGUCGUAUACUGCGAAUGAGUCCGCCUAAUGUGAUGCCUUAUCAAGGAUGGUUUCCUUACGACUAUACAACAUACAAAUAUUAUUGGCCAACUGCUAUAUAUCAACUUUAUGCAGUUUGCAGCGCAGCUUGUGUUAAUUUUGCUUAUGACUCAAUGUUUUGUUCUAUAUUGUACUACUUAUGUGCGCAGACACACAUUCUUAAACAUCGAUUUUCUGUACUGGUGAAAAAUUUACAGAAAAUUAAUGAGGGAAAUGAUGGGAGCGUAAAUAUCAGAGAAAUUGAACGAAAAAUGAUCGGUGACUGGGUUGAUUAUCAUAACAACAUACUGAGUUUAGUAGAAUUUGUGAAGUCUUUAUUUUCAACGGCAAUAUUUGUACAGUACGCAUCGAGUUCGCUUCUAAUUUGCAGUAUUACGUAUACGUUAUCACACAUAGAAACUCGGUCAAUAAAUUUUGUUGGUACUUUAUUGUAUGUCAUAGCUAUGACGAUCCAAAUAUUUUUUCAGUGCAUUGCUGCUAAUCAAGUGACAGUUGAGUUUGCUGACAUUACUAAUGCUCUUUAUAACACGAACUGGUAUAAUUUGAGUAAUAAUGUACGUAAAGCGAUGACAAUCAUACUCGCAGAACCUUUGAAACCUACUUUAAUAAGUAGUGGAUACUUCGUUAUAUUAUCUUUAGAGUCAUUUACAAAAGUAAGUUAUUAUAAAAACAAUUUAUUAUCGUUUGGUGAUGCGUUUCAUUGCUUAAUAUCAUUUUUAUCAACAGGUUAUUAAAUUAUCAUAUACUAUUUAUAAUGUAAUUGAAUAAUGUAAUUGUAAUUUGCCAAAGUUGUAUUUAAUAAUCAAAUUGUUAUAGUUAUAAAUGUGUUAAGUUUGUCGAGCUCAAGGAGCUCAAAAACUUCCCGCUGUUUUCGAGCUCGUCGAGCUCGGAAAUACUCUUGAAUGUGAUUUUUUUUUAUGAGCUUCUUAUGCUCAAACAAGUUACGUUAUAAGUUCAAGUUUGAAAAUUCAAGAAUCGAAAAUCAUUAAUAAAUAAACGUUUUUGAAAUUUUUAUUCACGAUUAUGUUUAAUAAAUUAAAUGUAUUCAGGCAGAAAUCAACGUAAGUGACCAAUAUAAGGAUUUAAAUGAGUUUUGACUCAGAUCAGAGCAUUAAUAUAUAAACAUUCGAGAAAAAUGAUAAUGUUAUUUAAACUAAAGCACGAGUUACAUGACAUUACGUGUUGAUCGAAAGAGUCUGUAAAGACGAAGAGCUAGUAUAAUUUGUGGACCAUUUGGUAAUUUAUAUUCAGAGUUA